AAAAAAUUAAUAAUGGGAAAGAAGCGUCUUGAACAAAAUGGAGGUAAAACUUUGGAAACUAGUAUGGAAAUUGAUGAGAAAAGUGAUUAUAUUUUAAAGUCCUCGAAUGAGGAGCCUAAAACACAUUCAGAGGAUUGGCCUUUGCUUUUAAAGAAUUUCGAUAAAUUGAAUAUUCGAACGGCACAUUAUACUCCUCUAGUUGAGGGUUGUUCUCCACUUAAACGUGAUAUUCGAAAUUAUGUUUCUGCUGGUUAUUUUAAUUUGGAUAAACCUUGCAAUCCAUCAAGUCACGAAGUUGUUGCUUGGGUUAAACGAAUUCUUCGUGUUCAAAAGACUGGACAUAGUGGGACAUUAGAUCCAAAGGUUUCUGGAGUUCUUGUCGUCUGUAUUGAUCGCACAACUCGUUUAGCUAAAUCACAACAGAAUGCUGGAAAGGAAUAUGUUGCUAUCUUUAAAUUACAUAAUGCAGUUGAAUCUGAGAAACAAAUACGACAAGCUCUGGAUAAUUUGACUGGAGCUCUUUUUCAACGUCCACCUCUUAUUUCUGCAGUUAAACGUCAAUUACGUAUUCGAACAAUUUAUGAAUGCAAAUUAAUUGAAUAUAAUCCUUCACAACAAAUGGGUAUUUAUUGGAUGAGUUGUGAGGCUGGAACUUAUGUACGAACGCAUAUUGUUCAUUUGGGUCUUAUGCUUGGAGUUGGGGCACAAAUGCAAGAAUUAAGACGUGUUCGUUCUGGAGUAACAUCAGAAAACGAUCAUAUUAUAACACUUCAUGACAUUUUGGAUGCCCAAUAUAUGUAUGAUAACCAAAAAGAUGAAAAAUAUUUGAGAAGAAUUAUUCGUCCAUUAGAAGCACUUCUUGUUCAACAUAAAAGAAUUGUUGUUAAGGAUAGUUCGGUAAAUGCAAUCUGUUAUGGAGCUAAAAUUUUACUUCCGGGCGUUCUUCGCUUUGAAAAUGGGAUUGAAUUAAAUGAAGAAAUUGUUAUUGUUAGCACAAAAGGAGAGGCCGUUUGUAUAGCAAUUGCUUUGAUGACUACCUCAACAAUUUCGGUUACCGAUCACGGUGUUGUGGCAAAAAUUAAACGAGUUAUAAUGGAAAGAGACACAUACGCUCGUAAAUGGGGUCUAGGUCCAAUUGCUUCCAAAAAGAAAAUGGGUCUUGUUCAGAAAGCAACGGAAGGAGGAGGCGGUGAAUCUUCUUCAAUUGCAAAACCUACUCCACAAGCUGAAAUAAAGGAAGAAGUUCAGAGUCCAAAAAAGAAAAUUGUUGAAAUGGAAGUUGAUAAAAACGUUAAAAAAGAAGAAUUGGGGAAAAAGAGAAAAAUGGAAGAAUCCUCAACAUCGUCAGAAGAGGAGGAAGAUGAUGAAGAAGAAGAGGAUGAUGAUGAAGACGAUGAAGAAUCAUAA
Molecule: messenger RNA, 1407 nt
Organism: Meloidogyne enterolobii
Lineage: Eukaryota; Metazoa; Nematoda; Chromadorea; Rhabditida; Meloidogynidae
Source: the annotation of a GenBank genome assembly